Messenger RNA from Coregonus sp. 'balchen', 19926 nucleotides. NCBI's taxonomy places the organism in Eukaryota, Metazoa, Chordata, Actinopteri, Salmoniformes, Salmonidae. The record is from the annotation of a GenBank genome assembly.
UGAGCAUCGCCUUUUCUACUUCUUCCGGUGACGUCAGACAACUUUCAAACUUUUGGCGGUUGACUGGGUUUUGAUAACUUUUUAAGAGUGUCAAGUGAGCACACGAAUAAACAUGGAUUCAAUUAUGACGAACCUUCUUGUUGGGCUUUCAGUCAACAUCCAAAGAAGCGAUGGUAAGCUGUGUAGCAAACUUUAUUUAUUUAUUGUACCUUCAUUUUACCAGGGAACAUUGGCUAGGUCUCUUUUUCAAAUGUGCGCUGCACAAUACAACCAAAUAUACACAUUACGUUAAGGUGGUUAGCAAGUUAGAUUUGCCUCCCACAUGAUUUCGCUUCUUAGUUAGCUAACAGGAACGUACGUUAUGUAUUUGGAUGUUAUUUGUUGUAUUAGCUACAGUAACUAACUUUUUUUUAAAUACUUAAGUCAGUUACUGUACUGUAUAGUAUAGGUGAAUGAGUUGAACACAGCUAGCCGAAUUUACUCAACACAACGUUAACUGCGCACGGCACGGCUAAUCUUACCUGUGUGGUUGUUGAUUUGCAGUAACUAGCUAAUAGUCUGUAAUUAUUACAGGUGCCUACUGACUUAAAUAGUUAGCUACUGUAGUUACAAAGAAACAAGAUGGCUAAAUACUUUAGUAAAUUUAGCUAGGUAGUUAACUUUGCUAACGUUAGUUGGACAGGAUAAUAAUGAAGCCAUCCGUUGGUUAGUUUUUACUAGUAUAGUUAACGUUACCCUCUUGUAGAAAUGGGUGACUAACGUUAGCUACCUAAUAUUAGCUCUGGUCCAGGCAGGGCAUUGCAGUUUGAUUAACUGACUAAACUCUACGGUUAAGGAAGUUUCUAAUGAACUCCACCAACUUCCUUCCCCGUGGAGUUUAGUCAGCUAGGCAUUGGUGUGAACUUGCUAACAGGUGGUGUAAUGUGACUGAUGGCUGAAUGUGUUUAUAGGGCGAGUGCAUCCUGCAAACGUCAAAGCUGUUGAUUCCACAAAAUCUACUGUGAAGGUUGAAUGGUUUGAGAAAUCAGUAUGCAGGGGAAAGGAGGUAAGUGACUCAAAAGAGUGCCUUGUCUAUGUUACAGAGAACAAUUGACUGAAAGUGCUCGAUCUUAAACUUUACUGAUGCUUUUUUGGGACCAUAUCAACAGUUGACUAAUGAACAAAAUACUAACAUGUUUCUUUGAGUGGAAUAUCCCGUUUAAACUAGUUUGAGUGACAUGUAAUACGUUUGGACUCGUGUAAGAGAUCUGGAUGACAAUAGUUGGAUCUUUCAAAGAUCUAGCUAUGCUAUGUGCUGCAAGUCUUUUAAACUGAAACGGAUGAUUGUUGACAUACUGCUGCUAUUCCUGUCCUUUAGCUCGAAAUGAAUGAAUUAUGGUCCCUGAAUGAAGAGCUUUUUGAGCACAUGAAAUCCGCUACUACACCUACUCCUGGAGAGAAGGUAAGCCUACUCUAGGGGUGGGCCUAGGAACUUGAGCUUCAUAGUGUAUUGCAUUUGAAAGUUGAUAGUCCUAAAGUCAGGAACAAUGUCUACAUGUGUGAUUUUAUUUUCUCCAGAAAUAUGAAAGCCGUCUCCGUUCAUCCAGGAUCCCUGCUCCUUCCAAUCGUAAGUGAUUUGUCUUUAAGUUAUUAGGAGUAGUUCUAGUAUGUCUUAGAACAGGGUUUUUGGGGGGUUAGAAAAGACUGUAAAAUCAAUAGGAAUUCAGCAAAAAAUGAGUUUAGUUUAUGAAAAUCUGUUAAUUUAGGAAAUCUGUGAAAAUAUUCCCAUGAAUUAAAAAAAAAAGAGACGUGAUCAUGUCUCAAUGUAAUCAACAAUUAAAUUAUUUUUACUUUCAAAUAUCUUUUUGGACUUAGUUGCGGACAAUUUGCAGUGUACAAAUUAUUAUAAUUAUGUUCCAGCUCCCAACCAUUCACUCCGAAACAAAAAUCAUCCUGCAGCUGAAUCUAGUUGCCUACCCCCGUCUUAGAAGUGUGUAUUUCAUUGGUGUGGUGUGUGUGUGAUGGUUGAUUUUAAGGAUAUUUCCUUCAUAAGCUUCUGCUCCAGCGGGUCCUGAGGAGACAGGUUUGCAUGCAAUGUAUGUUGCUCUCUAAGCAAAUCAUAUGCUAAAUCACUUUAUAUUAGAUGGAAUCCCAUCAUAUAGGGCUAUUUUCCUCACACUUGUACCUUGAUUUGAAGAUAAAAUCACAGUGGCCUGUAUCUUCAGAUGCACAAUAACUUUACAAACUUUUGGUGUUGAGUGGAACUGCCCUUGUAGUGGGACAGUACGUGAUCUGUACAUAAAUAAUUGAUUAACUAUUUGGUCCGUGAUGGCUACCAAUCAUGUACAGAGAAGAUGUAUACCAUACUGUUUACAACUACAAUUCAAUUUUGUGACAAUAGGUUCCAUAUGGAAUAGGUUCCAAAAUAUGUCUGUAUUCAAUCUUAAAUCAGUCUACUGUGGUUGAAACUAUAUAGACAUAGACUUGAGUAUACCAAACAUUAUGAACCGCUCUUUCCAUGACACAGACUGACCAGGUGAAUCCAGGUGAAAGCUAUGAUCCCUUAUUGAUGUCAACACUUCAAUCAGUAUAGAUGAAGGGUUGGAGACCGGUUAAAGAAGGAUUUCUAAGCCUUGAGACAAUUGUGACAUGGAUUGUGCAUUUCAGUGCCAUUCAGAGGGUGAACGGGCACGACAAAAUAUUUAAGUGCCUUUGAAUGGGGUAUGGUAGUAGGUGCCAGGUGCACCGGUUUGUCAAGAACUGCAACGCUGCUGUGUUUUUCAAAAAUGGUCCACCACCCAAAGGGUAUCCAACCAACUUGACACAACUGUGGGAAGCGUUGGAAGGAUUACUUUAUACUAUUCCAGGUAUUCCUUAAAGAGGUAGGGUUUCAAGUGUCUCCGGAAGGUGAUCAGUGACUCCGCUGUCCUGGCGUUGUGGGGGAGCUUGUUCCACCAUUGGGGUGCCAUAGCAGCGAAUAGCUUUGACUGGGCUGAGCAGGAACUGUGCUUCCAUAGAGGUAGGGGAGCUAGCAGGCCAGAGGUGGAUGAACGUAGUGCCCUCGUUUGGGUGGAGGGUCUGAUCAGAUCCUGAAGGUAAGGAGGUGCCGUUCCCCUCACAGCUCCGUAGGCAAGCACCAUGGUCUUGUAGUAGAUGCGAGCCUCAACUGGAAGCCAGUGGAGUGUGCGGAGGAGCGGGGUGACAUGAGAGAACUUGGGAAGGUUGAACACCAGACGGGCUGCAGCGUUCUGGAUGAGUUGUAGGGGUUUAAUGGCACAGGCAGGGAGCCCAGCCAACAGCGAGUUGCAGUAAUCCAGACGGGAGAUGACAAGUGCCUGGAUUAGGACCUGUGCCGCUUUCUGUGUAAGGUAGGGUCGUACUCUGCAAAUGUUGUAGAGCAUGAACCUGUAGGAUCGGGUCACCGCUUUGAUGUUAGCGAAGAACGACAGGGUGUUGUCCAGGGUCACGCCAAGGUUCUUUGCACUCUGGGAGGAGGACACAAUGGAGUUGUCAACCGUGAUGGCGAGAUCAUGGAGCGGGCAGUCCUUCCCCAGGAGGAAGAGCAGCUCUGUCUUGCCGAGGUUCAGCUUGAGGUGGUGAUUCGACAUCCACACUGACAUGUCUGCCAGACAUGCAGAGAUGCGAUUCGCCACCUGUUUAUCAGAAGGGGGAAAGGAGAAAAUUAAUUGUGUGUCGUCUGCGUAGCAAUGAUAGGAGAGACCAUGUGAGGAUAUGACAGAGCCAAGUGACUUGGUCUUAAUUAAGACCUAGACAACCAGGUGAGGGUAUUUGGUAUUUUAUUAGAAUCCCCAUUGUUGUGAAAACAGCGUCUACUCUUACACAUGAAAUAUGACGACAUACAGAACAUUAAUAGACAAGAACAGCUGAAGGACAGAACUACAUGCAUUUAAAAACGGCACACGUAGCCUACAUAUCAAUACAUACCCACAAUAUCUAGGUCAAAUAGAGGCGAGGCAUUGUGCCGUGAGAUGUUGCUUUAUCUGUUGUUUUUUAAACCAUGUUUGCUGUUCAUUUGAGCAAUAUGAGAUGGGAGUUCCAUGCAUUAAUGGCUCUACAGUGGGGGAAAAAGUAUUUAGUCAGCCACCAAUUGUGCAAGUUCUCCCACUUAAAAAGAUGAGAGGCCUGUAAUUUUCAUCAUAGGUACACGUCAACUAUGACAGACAAAAUGAGAAAAAAUAAAUCCAGAAAAUCACAUUGUAGGAUUUUUAAUGAAUUGAUUUGCAAAUUAUGGUGGAAAAUAAGUAUUUGGUCACCUACAAACAAGCAAGAUUUCUGGCUCUCACAGACCUGUAACUUCUUCUUUAAGAGGCUCCUCUGUCCUCCACUCGUUACCUGUAUUAAUUGUCACCUGUUUGAACUUGUUAUCAGUAUAAAAUACACCUGUCCACAACCUCAAACAGUCACACUCCAAACUCCACUAUGGCCAAGACCAAAGAGCUGUCAAAGGACACCAGAAACAAAAUUGUAGACCUGCACCAGGCUGGGAAGACUGAAUCUGCAAUAGGUAAGCAGCUUGGUUUAAAGAAAUCAACUGUGGGAGCAAUUAUUAGGAAAUGGAAGACAUACAAGACCACUGAUAAUCUCCCUCGAUCUGGGGCUCCACGCAAGAUCUCACCCCGUGGGGUCAAAAUGAUCACAAGAGCGGUGAGCAAAAAUCCCAGAACCACACGGGGGGACCUAGUGAAUGACCUGCAGAGAGCUGGGACCAAAGUAACAAAGCCUACCAUCAGUAACACACUACGCCGCCAGGGACUCAAAUCCUGCAGUGCUAGACGUGUCCCCCUGCUUAAGCCAGUACAUGUCCAGUCCGUCUGAAGUUUGCUAGAGUGCAUUUGUAUGAUCCAGAAGAGGAUUGGGAGAAUGUCAGAUGAAACCAAAAUAUAACUUUUUGGUAAAAACUUAACUCGUCGUGUUUGGAGGACAAAGAAUGCUGAGUUGCAUCCAAAGAACACCAUACCUACUGUGAAGCAUGGGGGUGGAAACAUCAUGCUUUGGGGCUGUUUUUCUGCAAAGGGACCAGGACGACUGAUCCGUGUAAAGGAAAGAAUGAAUGGGGCCAUGUAUCGUGAGAGUUUGAGUGAAAACCUCCUUCCAUCAGCAAGGGCAUUGAAGAUGAAACGUGGCUGGGUCUUUCAGCAUGACAAUGAUCCCAAACACACCGCCCGGGCAACGAAGGAGUGGCUUCGUAAGAAGCAUUUCAAGGUCCUGGAGUGGUCUAGCCAGUCUCCAGAUCUCAACCCCAUAGAAAAUCUUUGGAGGGAGUUGAAAGUCCGUGUUGCCCAGCGACAGCCCCAAAACAUCACUGCUCUAGAGGAGAUCUGCAUGGAGGAAUGGGCCAAAAUACCAGCAACAGUGUGUGAAAACCUUGUGAAGACUUACAGAAAAUGUUUGACCUGUGUCAUUGCCAACAAAGGGUAUAUAACAAAGUUUUGAGAAACUUUUGUUAUUCACCAAAUACUUAUUUUCCACCAUAAUUUGCAAAUCAAUUCAUUAAAAAUCCUACGAUGUGAUUUUCUGGAUCAUUUUUUUCUCAUUUUGUCUGUCAUAGUUGACGUGUACCUAUGAUGAAAAUUACAGGCGCCUCAUCCUUUUUAAGUGGGAGAACUUGCACAAUUGGUGGCUGACUGGUGGCAUGUCUGGUGGGGUAAGUGUGUGUGUCAGAGCCGUGUAUAAGUUGACUAUGUAAACAAUUUGGAAUUUUCCACACAACGUUUCUUAUAAAAAGAAGUGAUGCAGUCAUUCUCCUCAACUUUUAGCCAGGAGAGACUGGCAUGCAUAUUAUUUAUAAUAGCCUUCUGAUUCCAAUGAAGAGCAAGACGUGCCACUCUGUUCUGGGCUAGCUGCAGUUUAACCUCUACGGGAUCGGUGUCCCGUAUACAGGACGGUUGAGCUAACGUGCGCUAAUGUGAUUAGCAUGACUGUUGUAAGUAACAGCAAACUUUCCAGGACAUAGACAUGUCAUAUAUGGGCAGAAAGCUUACAUUCUUGUUAAUCUAACUGCACUGUCCAAUUUACAAUAGCUAUUACAUUGAAAAAAUACCAUGCUAUUGUUUGAGGAGAGUGCACAACAACAAAAAAACGUAUCACGGCAAUUGGUUUGAUACAUUCACCUCUGAAGGUAAAUAAUGUACUUACGUUCAGUAAUCUUGCUCUGAUUUGUCAUCCUAAGGGUCCCAGAGAUAACAUUUAGCAUAGUUUUGUUUGAUAAAAUCAAUUUUAUAUUCAAAUGUAGGAACUGGGUUCUACAGUUUGAACCCCUGCUGUCUCUGGCUCCACACCCACCCCGCCCGGCCAACUAGAUGUGUGAAAGUUAGUGUAUAAGCUAAUGAUCCAUCAUGUAUGACAUUCCUGGGAGUGUGUAAAUUUACAUUUUGUAUUACCAUAUCAUUUUUGUAUGUUCUCUAUAGUUAUGUACUUGGAAAAUGUACCAGUUGACCAAUUCGGCAUAUGUGGCCAGACUUGAUACAAAAUAGUCCAGUAUUGCAACGCGUCACUGGAUCAAUCUGAAACUUUGCGCACGCACACUGCUGCCAUCUAGUGGCCAAAAUCUAAAUUGUGCCUAAACUGCAAUAUAUUGUGGCCUUUCUCUUGCAUUUCAAAGAUGAUGGAAUAAAUAAAUAGAAAACGCAUGUUGUUUUUUUGUAUUAUCUUUUACCGGCUCUGUGUUAUAUUCUCCUACAUAAAUUUCACAUUUCCACAAACUUCAAUGUUUUUCCUUUGAAAUGGUAUCAAGAAUAUGCAUAUCCUUGCUUCAGGUCCUGACCUACAGGCAGUUAGAUUUGGGUAUGUCAUUUUAGAUGAAAAUUGGAAGAAAAGGGUCCGAUCCUUAAGAGGUUAACUAAACUCAGCAAAAAAAGAAACGUCCCUUUUUCAGUACCCUGUCUUGCAAAGAUAAUUUGUAAAAAUCCAAAUAACUUCACAGAUCUUCAUUGGAAAGGGUUGAAACUCUGUUUCCCAUGCUUGUUCAAUGAACCAUAAACAAUUAAUGAACAUGCACCUGUGGAACAGUCGUUAAGACACAAACAGCUUACAGACGGUAGGCAAUUAAGGUCACAGUUAUGAAAACUUAGGACACUAAAGAGGCCUUUCUACUGACUCUGGAAAAACACAAAAAAAAGAAGCCCAGGGUCCCUGCUCAUCUGCGUGAACGUGCCUUAGGCAUGCUGCAAGGAGGCAUGAGGACUGCAGAUGUGGCCAAGGAAAUAAAUUGCAAUGUCCCUACUGUGAGAUGCCUAAGACAGCGCUACAGGACGGACAGCUGAUCGUCCUCGCAGUGGCAGACCACGUGUAACAACACCUGCACAGGAUCGGUACAUCCGAACAUCACACCUGCGGGUCAGGUACAGGAUGGCAACAACAACUGCCCGAGUUACACCAGGAACGCACAAUCCCUCCAUCAGUGCUCAGACUGUCCGAGAGAGGCUGGACAUGAAAUGUUUUGCCAUGGCCAGCGAAGAGCCCGGAUCUCAAUCCCAUUGAGCACGUCUGGGACCUGUUGGAUCGGAGGGUGAGGGCUAGGGCCAUUCCCCCCAGAAAUGUCUGGGAACUUGCAGGUGCCUUGGUGGAAGAGUGGGGUAACAUCUCACAGCAAGAACUGGCAAAUCUGGUGCAGUCCAUGAGGAGGAGAUGCACUGCAGUACUUAAUGCAGCUGGUGGCCACACCAGAUACUCUUACUUUUGAUUUUGACCCCCCCCCCCCCCCCCCCCCCCCCUUUGUUCAGGGACACGUUAUUCAAUUUCUGUUAGUCUGUGGAACUUGUUCAGUUUGUCUGUUGUUGAAUCAUCUUAUGGUCAUACAAAUAUUUACACAUGUUAAGUUUGCUGAAAGUAAACGCAGUUGACAGUGAGAGGAAGUUUAUUUAUUUGCUGAGUUUAGGUAUUUUCUUUGCAGCACUUGACCACAUGACUGAACAAUAAUCAAGAUAAGACAACUAGAGCCUGCAGGACUUGCUUUUUGGAGUGUGGUGUCAAAGUAUUAUGGACAGACCUCUCCCCAUCUUUACAACCAUUGAAUCUAUAUAUUUUGACCAUGACAGUUUACAAUCUAAGGUAACACCAAGUAAUUUAGUCUCCUCAACUUGUUCAACAAAGGGAAGUUCCUUACUAAUUAGUGACCUUAAUUCAUCAAUCAAGUACAAUGGUGGAUCAAAAACCCACAGACACUCGGCCCUCCUUGGAAUGAGUUUGACGUGGCUUAUGGCAUGCCUGAUUCACCCAGCUAAAAUUGAACACACAUAGAGGAUUAGUGGUGGUAAAGGAGCUGGCCAGCUGUUUACUAGGCCUAAAUAGAAAUCAUUAUAUUUCUAUGGUUUAGUGUUUAGUGUCUAGUGUUGGGAUCAGAAGGAUGAUGAACAAGCGUUAUUAAUCAUACCAAGACUACUUCAUUCAACUGUAGUGGUAAAGGUGUUAUGCUAAAUGUAUUCUCUUCUUCUCAGUUCCACUUCCCAGAAAGUCCAUACGGCAGACAUGCUUGUUCCGGCCCCCUCCUCCAAUCUCUGAGCCUGCUAAGACUAAACAAGACUUCCUGUCUUCAGAGUAUCCACCUUCUGUCCUCAAAGCUUCAGGUGGGGGUUGCUUCUCAUUUUGUGAUUGAAAGGCUGGUCAUGGCUCACAUCAACACCAUUAUCCCAGAAACCCUAGACCCACUCCAAUUUACAUACCGCCCCAACAGAUCCACAGAUGAUGCAAUCUCUAUUGCACUCCACACUGCCCUUUCCCACCUGGACAAGAGGAACACCUACGUGAGAAUGCUGUUCAUUGACUACAGCUCAGCGUUCAACACCAUAGUGCCCUCAAAGCUCAUCACUAAGCUAAGGACCCUGGGACUAAACACCUCCCUCUGCAACUGGAUCCUGGACUUCCUGACGGGCCGCCCCCAGGUGGUAAGGGUAGGUAACAACACAUCUGCCACGCUGAUUCUCAACACAGGGGCCCCACAGGGGUGCGUGCUCAGUCCCCCCCUGUACUCCCUGUUCACCCAUGACUGCAUGGCCAGGCACGACUCCAACACCAUCAUUAAGUUUGCCGACGACACAACAGUGGUAGGCCUGCUCACCGACAACGAUGAGACGGCCUAUAGGGAGGAGGUCAGAGACCUGGCCGUGUGGUGCCAGGAUAACAACCUCUCCCUCAACGUGAUCAAGACAAAGGAGAUGAUUGUGGACUACAGGGGGGAAAAAGAGGACUAAGCACGCCCCCAUUCUCAUCGACAGGGCUGUAGUGGAACAGGUUGAGAGCUUCAAGUUUCUUGGUGUCCAUAUCACCAACGAACUAUCAUGGUCCAAACACACCAAGACUGUUGUGAAGAGGGUACAACAAAGCCUAUUCCCCCUCAGGAGACUGAAAAUAUUUGGCAUGGGUCCUCAGAUCCUCAAAGUUCUACAGCUGCACCAUCGAUAGCAUCCUGACUGGUUGCAUCACCGCCUGGUGUGGCAAAUGCUCGGCCUCCGACCACAAGUCACUACAUAGGGUAGUGCGUACUGUCCAGUACAUCACUGGGGCCAAGCUUGCUGCCAUCCAGGACCUCUAUACCAGGCGGUGUCAGUGGAAGGCCCUAAAAAUUAUCAAAGACUUCAGCCACCCUAGUCAUAGACUGUUCUCUCUGCUACCGCACGGCAAGCGGUACCGGAGCGCCAAGUCUAGGUCCAAAAUGCUUCUUAACAGCUUCUACCCCCAAGCCAUAAGACUCCUGAACAGCUAAUCAUGGCUAUCCGGACUAUUUGCAUUGCCCCCCCCCCCCCCCCCCCCCCCCCUUUUACGCUGCUGCUACUCUGUUUAUUAUUUAUGCAUAGUCACUUUAACUCAACCCACAUGUACAUAUUUCCUCAAUUACCUCGACUAACCGGUGCCCCCUGUAUAUAGCCUCCCUACUGUUAUUUUAUUUUACUGCUGCUCUUUAAUUAUUUGCUAUUUUUUACUUUUGACUUAUCUAUUUUUGACUUAACACAUGUAAUUUUUCAAAUUUUAAAAUUUUCUUAACUGCAUUGUUGGUUAAGGGCUUGUAAGCAUUUCACUAAUGUCUACACCUGUUGUAUUCAGCACAUGUGGCAAAUAAGAUUUGAUUUCUGAUUUCUUGCCUAUCCUUUAUAGGCUGGCCCCAGAUCUGUUUGUGCUCUUGCCAACUCCAUUGAUGUCAUUGUCGAGUGACGGAGUUGGCAUGAUGGCACAAACCGACUGGCGCUCAGGCUAUAUCUCUUACUGUUAUUCAAAUAAUUAAUUCCAUUACCCUCAUAAUUAUUUCCCUCUGUGUCUUCUUGAUAUUCAACAUGCUUCAUUUUCCAGGUGUGCCCAACCGAGAGGGGAAGAGGAACGAUCAGAGACAGACUGUUGUCCUGCCGCCAGUCAAUGAGGCCCUGAAGGAGAAUGAAGCCAAGAGUGUCUCCUCAGUCACCUCAAGUGAGCUUUAGGAACUUUGAGUCACACAAAUCACUAUGUUUAUCGCUUUGGACCUGUAUUCAUAAAUAGUCUCAGAAGAGGAAUGCUGAUCUACGAUCAGUUUUGCCUUCUAGAUCACAAUUAAUAAGACAUUAAAUGGACAAGGGGACCUGAUUCUAGACUGAGACGCCCUGCUAUCUUCGUGAGCAUCAUUCAUCACAUUUGAUAUCUUCACUCUUUCAGACAGACGGAGAUCCGUGCUACCCCAAGACAUGAGCAAACCAGUGAACAAAAGAUUGUCCCAUGCAGUCAAGAGCUAUGACAUGGUUCCCAAGAAGGGAAAGGUAUGAGACAUUGUAUAAUGUUUACAUGGUACUAUUGUCCUGUGGAAAUGAGCUUUCAUGUAGAUGCAGACCAGUAGGUCUAUAGCUAACUUACUGUCAAUUCACCCCAAUUCAUUUUUAUGCAUUUGAAGUUGCCAGCACAGUGAAAGCAUUUACACAAAUAUUUUGAAAUACUACAGACCCAACAGUUUAUCACUUCUCUUAUACAUGUAUUUCUGCUUCCUGUAGUUUGGAGACACAAACCGACCGAACAAGCAGUUUUACCAGAUGAUUGAAGACUUCAGAGAGACCUUGGAAGUACUUCCUUUAUCUCCAUCUGAUACGGUAAGAUGAACAAGUGUUGAAAUGUGGAAGGGCAUUUAUAAUUAGUGAUUAUAUUUGAGAAUAUAUCUUAAAUUAUUAUUUUUGGUCAACAGGUUGAAGCUCAUAGAAUUUGUGUGUGUGUUCGCAAGCGUCCUCUCAACAAUAAAGGUAUGCUUAAUUGUCUAAACUAAGAACGUUUUAACUCACUCCUUGUAUCAUCACCCUGCUUCUUGGGUCCAUUCUAAUGUUGAGUUUCUAUGUGUGACUGUCUUAGAGGUGACCAAGAAAGAAAUUGAUGUGGUGACUAUCCCUGGUAAUGGAACGCUGCUCGUUCAUGAACCCAAGCAGAAAGUGGACCUGACCAAAUACUUGGACAACCAGGUCUUCCAUUUUGACUACUCCUUUGACGAGUCAUCCACCAAUGACUUAGUGUACAGGUAUUCACUUUUUAUUGUUUUCUAAACAAUAUUAUGUUCAGUUUGUUUUCUCUAUCAGGGUUAUUUUACUAUUAUUUGCAGAUUUUUUUUUUAAAACUUUCUGUUCAAAUACCCUUUUGCAAGUAUGUUCUCUUGUAUGAAGUUUGUUGGUUGUAUCACCAUUACUUGUUUUUGCAAGACAAUCACAUACUUGUAUUUGUUAAUGAUAGGUUUACCGCCAAGCCUCUUGUCCAGACCAUCUUUGACGGAGGGAUGGCAACUUGUUUUGCUUACGGACAAACUGGAAGUGGUAAAACUCAUGUAAGUCUUUCCCUUUACCUGUCAGGUUGACACUAUAGCAGUACUGUCUCAUGUAACAUUUUACCCAUCUUUUACCCUAUUCAGACAAUGGGAGGAGAUUUUUCAGGGAAGAGCCAGAAUAGCUCCAAAGGGAUCUAUGCCUUGGCGGGUAAUUGAUUAUGCCUACUUUCUAUUGGCAUCAACAUUACAAUAUUGGCUUAGUUAUCCCUUUUGAUUAUUUUCUAUAAGUAUUUUGAUAUUUCUGAGGGCAAUACUACAAAAUAGAUCUAUCCACCUCACAUUUUAGAUACCCUUUUUUUUUAUGUACGGAAAUGUUAUACGUACAGUGCAUUCGGAAAGUAUUCAGACCCCUUCCCUUUUUAAAAAUGUUGUUACGCUACAGCUCUAUUUUAAAAUGUAUUACAUUAUUUUUUUCCCUCAUCAAUCUACACACUACCCCAUAAUGACAAAGCGAAAACAGGUUUUUAGAAAUGUUUCUAAUGUAUUACAAAUAAAAAAAGAAAUACCUUAUUAACAUAAGUAUUCAGAACCUUUGCUAUGAGACUCGAAAUUGAGCUCAGGUGCAUCCUGUUUCCAUUGAUCAUCCUUGAGAUGUUUCUACAACUUCAUUUGAGUCCACCUGUGGUAAAUUAAAUUAAUUGGACAUGAUUUGGAAAGGCAUACACUUGUCUAUAUAAGGUCCAACAGUUGACAGUGCAUGUCAGAGCAAAAACCAAGCCAUGAGGUUGAAGGAAUUGUCCGUAGACCUCCAAGACAGGAUUGUGUCAAGGCACAGAUCUGGGGAAGGGUACCAAAACCUUUCUGCAGCAUUGAAGGUCCCCAAGAACACAUUGGCCUCCAUCAUUCCUAAAUGGAAGAAGUUUGGAACCACCAAGACUCUUCCUAAAGCUGGCUGCCCGGCCAAACUGAGCAAUCGGGGAAGAAGUGCCUUGGUCAGGGAGGUGACCAAGAACCUGAUGGUCACUCUGACAGAGUUCCUCUGUGGAGAUGGGAUAACCUUCCAGAAGGACAACCAUCUCUGCAGCACUCCACCAAUCAGGCCUUUAUGGUAGAGUGACCAGAAGGAAGCCACUCCUCCGUAAAAGGCACAUGACAGCCCGCUUGGAGUUUGCCAAAAGGCACCUAAAGAACUCUCAGACCAUGAGAAACAAGAUUCUCUGGUCUGAUGAAACCAAGAUUGAACUCUUUGGCCUGAAUGCCAAGCGUCACAUCUAGAGGAAACCUGGCAGAAUCAUGUUGUGUGGAUGUUUUUCAGCGGCAGGGACUGGGAGACUAGUCAGGAUCAAUGGAAAGAUGAACGGAGCAAAGUACAGAGAUCCUUGAUGAAAACCUGCUCCAGAGCGCUCAGGACCUCAGACUGGGGUGAAGGUUCACCUUCCAACAGGACAACAACCCUAAGCACACAGCCAAGACAAUGCAGGAGUGGCUUCUGGACAAGUCUCUGAAUGUCCUUGAGUGGCCCAGCCAGAGCCCGGACUUGAACCAGAUCGAACAUCUCUGGAGAGACCUGAAAAUAGCUGUGCAGCGACGCUCCCCAGCCAACCUGACAGAGCUUGAGAGGAUCUGCAGAGAAGAAUGGGAGAAACUCCCCAAAUACAGGUGUGCCAAGCUUGCAGCGUCAUACCCAAGAAGACUCGAGGCUGUAAUUGCUGCCAAAGGUGCUUCAACAAAGUACUGAGUAAAGGGUCUGAAUACUUAUGUAAAUGUGAUUUCCGUUUUUUUUAUUUAUUUACAUUUGAAAACAAUUCUAAAAACCAGUUUUUGCUUCGUCAUUAUGGGGUAUUGUCUGUAGAUUGAGUGAUUUUUUUCACCAAAAAAAACUACAUUUCAUUUUAGAAUAAGGCUGUAACGUAACAAUGUGGAAAAAGUCAAGGGGUCGUAAUACUUUCCGAAUGCACUGUACAUAACCUUUACUUAGGCGAUACUUCCAUGAUGUCUUUCAGUGUCUUGUAACUUCUUGUUCCUCUUACUUGUUCUUUAGCUCAGGAUGUGUUCACCCUUCUGAAGCAGAGGAGAUAUUCCAGUCAGGACCUGUGCCCCUAUGUGACCUUCUUUGAGAUCUACAACGGCAAGGUGAGAAGGAAGCACUCGUAGUACUCCUCAAGCAGCUUGGUGAUUUGGAUGGUAGAAAUGUUUUGUUGUUGGUGGAGAAUCCAUCAUGAUUGGAACAGAAGUUUAGACUAAUUUUAGAUAUGACUAAGGUUGUGUCCCAAAUGGCAACCUAUAUAGUGAACUACUUUUGACCAGAGCACUACUAACACUUGGCUUCCCAUAUGCAGGUGUUUGAUCUGCUGAACAAGAAGGCCAAGCUGAGAGUGCUAGAGGAUGAGAAACAACAGGUCCAGGUGGUCGGCCUGCAGGAGAUGUACGUGUCGUGUGCUGAAGACGUCAUCAAGAUGAUUGAGAUGGGCAGUGCAUGCAGGUACAUAUGUUGUUUUGACUCCACCCGGAGUGUAUUCAGUGAGGUGAAACAUUCAAAACGUUACAGAUAUACAUGGAAUUAGUAGAGCUGACAGGAUUCCCUAUUCUGCUUGACACACAAUCAUAUCUUGUCUACACUGUACAUUUUGGAACGUUGCGCCCUCCUGAACAGACCCCUGGUUUUCCCUCCCCCUGUCUAGCAAGUGUGUUGUCUUCUGUUCCUGUUUUGUAUUUUGACAAAUAUGAAUAUCUCAUCUAACUUUAGCAUACUAAAGCCCUAUAGAGUCCUCCAGAAACAAAAAAGGAUCAAUACAACUUAUUUUAAAGUGUAAGUGCAUAGUGAUUUAUUUGUGACGACGAUCUGAUGCAUCUUUCUCAGGACGUCUGGCCAGACGUCCGCCAACGCCAACUCGUCUCGCUCCCACGCCAUCCUGCAGGUGAUCCUGCGGAGGAGGAACAAGCUGCACGGAAAGUUCUCCCUGGUGGACCUGGCGGGGAACGAAAGGGGCACAGACGUCAGCAGCAACGACAGACAAACCCUCGUAGAGACGGCCGAGAUCAACCGCAGCCUGCUGGCUCUCAAGGUGAAUACAACUACUGUCUACUGUCCUUCUAUUCUCACUCUUUAGACCUCCCUUUACCUGGGUCGUAUUCAUUAGUGAACACACCGUAGCAAAAUGUUUUGCAACAGAAAAUGGGAACAGGUGUUUCUAAUUGGACAUGUUCAGUUAGUCCCUCUGUUGCAGUCCGUUUUCUUCAGUUUUAUGCCUAGAGAAUAUGACCCUGAUCAUAUAGCAGGUAUGAACCACCUCUAUAUACAGCAUAAGCCUUCAGAAAUGUGUAGGCAAUGUCAACAGUGUAUCAAUGUAACAAUAUCUUGUGACCUCAAAAUAACCUUUUUUGAAACUUUUUUGGCCCGCGACGCCGUUUUGAUAUCACUUUUUUUCCGCGACGCCACCAUGUACAUUUUUUUAUCAAUGUAUAAUAAUAAUAACAAAAAAAGUAAUCGACAUUUACUUUUUUAAUUGGGCAUAUUAUUCUAUUACAAAUCAGUCUGAGUACUUUUGACAGUAUUUCAAUCUGAAGGAGGUAUGGUUUGAAGAGACUGAAAUGCAUCAGAAAGGUAUUGGGAAGUUCAGAAGAUCAUCAGGCAAUAAUGUGUAGAAAACAACGUCAUUGUUCUUUUUCCCAGUCUGAUUUAGUGCCUGGUCUUGUCAACUCUGUUCUAAUGAAUCCUGCGGCUUGUGGGCAUUGUGGAGGGAAACAGAAGGCUUAUACAUGUUCCUGAGAGUCGUGUCUUUCAGUGGUGGGAUCAUAAUACUUUGUAGUUUAAACGGUUCAAAGGAUAGAGCCACAUUUGUAGGAAGAAAACUGAAACCACUCUGUUUAUUACAACUGCAUCUAGUGGCUACCAGAGGUUACUGACGUAACCCCGGUUCUAUGAACCAAGCGUUCUUUUUUUAAUUUCAGUUUCUCUUGUGUGGGGUCGCGACCCCUAGUUUGCGAAAUGCUGGUUUGAACGCUGCUUGCUUGCUUCCUCCUCUCCCUGUAGGAAUGUAUUCGCUCAUUGGGGAUGGACAGCCACCACAUACCCUUCAGGAUGAGCAAGCUGACACAGGUGCUCCGAGAUUCCUUCAUCGGAGAGAACUCCAGGACAUGCAUGGUAAGGCUUGACUCCUCCUCCUUUCUUUGGGCUUUAGGUCUAGAGGCACAGUCUGAAAAAUGUCUUAUUAUUAGGGGGGGGUAGGAAGUCUGGGGUGGCAGGAGGGGGACAGUGGGAGCAGGUAGCUGACUAGUGGUGUCUAUUCAGCAGCCUGAUCUGGGUGUACAAGCUAUUGGCCAGUCUUACAGUUUUUGCCAUGAUGCUCCUAUACUGCCUGCGUCUGAAUGAUGGAAACGGGGAGAACUGGCCGUGGCUGGGGUCCCUGAUGAUCCUUUUGUCCUUCCUGCGACCCCUGGUGGUGUAGGUGUCCUGAGGGCAGGCAGUGUGCACCCAAGGGUGUGUACGGUUGAGCAUACCACCCUCUGUAGCACCUUGCAGUCCGCGCCGGUGGAGUUGCCGUACCAGUGUGAUGCAGCCCGACAGUUUGGAGACAGGCCACAUUUUUUCAGCAUCAUGAGGUUGAAGAGUCACUGUCUUGCCUUCACCAGUGUGUGUGUGGUUUAACCAUUUCAGCUCCUUGGAGAUGUCAAGUUCCUCAGCGUACAUUUUUGACAGUCUCCAUGGUGGCUCCGUUGAUGAGGAAGGGGGCGUGCCUAGCCUUGUUCCUCCUGAAGUCCACAAUAAGCUCCUUUUUGUAUUUCUGACUUUAAGGAGAGGUUUUUUUUACCUGGCACCACGCCGUCAGAGUACUCACAUCCUCCCUGUAGGCAGUCUCGUCAUUGUUGGUAAUCAGGCCUACUACUGUCAUGUCGUCAGCGAGAAUCAGUGUGGAAGAGGUAAUGUUGCCUACCUUCACCACCUAGGGGGUGGCCUGUCAGGAAGUCCAGGACCCAGUUGCAUAGGGAGGAGUUCAGGGCCGUGAGCUUUGUGUUAAGCUUAGAGGGCACUAUGGUAUUGAAGGCCGAGCUGUAGUCGAUGAACAGAAUCCUCACAAAUGCAUUCCUUUUGUCCAGGUGGGUGAGGGCAAUGUGCAGUACAAUGGCAUUUGCAUCGUCCGUGAAUCUGUCGGGCGGUAGGCGAAUUGGAGCGGGUUGAGUGUGUCGGGGAGGGAAGAGGUGAUGUGGUCUUUGACUAGCCUCUUGAAGCACUUCAUGAUGAAGUGAGUGAGUGCUACGGGUCGCUAGUCAUUCAGUUACUUUCCCUUUCUUGGGCACGGGGAUGAUAGUGGACAUCUUGAAGCAGGUGGGGUUAGCGGCCUGAGCUAGAGAGAUUGAAAAUGUCCGAAAACACAACAGCCAGCUGGUCUGCACAUGCUCUGAGGGCGUGGCUAGGGAUGCCGUCUGGGCCGGCAGCCUUACGAGGGUUAACACGUUUGAAUGACUUACACAGGUCCUCUGUGGAGACCGUAAGUACGUAACCCUUGUUGUCCUCAGGGGCUCUCCUUGUCCGCUCAGUCGUCGUUGUGCUCGAAGCGUGGGGAAUAAGGUGUUUAGCUCAUCUGGUAGGGCGGCGUUAGUGUCCGUGACGUGGCUGGCUUUCUUUUUGUAAUCUGUGAUCGUUAGGAGCCCCUGCCACAUACGCCUCUUAUUCGACCCGCUGAAUUGCUCCUCCACUUUGUCCCUAUACUUAAUAUCGGCUAUAAUGUUUAUUGGUUUUCUUAUGUUCCAGAUUGCUAUGGUGUCUCCUGGAAUGGCCUCAUGCGAUUACACUCUAAACACACUACGCUAUGCAGACAGGUACACUCAAACCCAUGAAUGGAUAGUAAGUAUGUUGUUGUUGAUUUUCAGUGGUAAAUGUUUCUUAUGUAUUUUGUUCCUUGUCAUAGAGCGAAGGGACUGAACGGGACAUCCAGGGUGAAUGAUGCUGAUCUUCCCAAGAAGAUUGAUGAGAUGGAAGUGGAGAACAGCUCCUCAGAGGAGGUGAGAUCGAAAGACCUUGGGUGUGAUAAAGUAGUGCUUUUUGGUUCGCCAGCCACUGUGGCAGUUAGAUAAAAAAUCUACCCACCACUCAGAUUUUUUACCAGCCAAAAUAGAAUAAGAAUGUCGCUGAAAUUACACAAACAAAACACAAAUGGAUGAGCAUGCUUUGUAAUGUUUCGAAAACAAUAAAUGUAUUACUACUAAGAAGUAAUGUGGUAUAUUGUUUUAAUUUCAUUUCAUUUUUUGUGAUGUGAGUCUUAACCAAAAUAUCACAGAUGAGACAAAUGUUCACCUCCCCUUUAAGGUUGGGCGGUUACAAUUGUUAGUCAUGUUUGUGCCUGUGAGAUUGUCUGACUAGUAGCAGCGUUGUCUUCUCUUCCCUAGCAGUUGAAACUCAAACAUUGAAAAACAACCUAGCUUGUGAACAAAACAAUUUAAAUAGCCAAAAAAGCCAACUUUUAUGCCUCUGCUCAGCUCUUAACCUGCGCACGGCCCCCAGCCAGGCAGUGUUGCAGCGUGAGGUGGGAUAUGCUAUAGGAUUCGUACUUCUUUGACUUUGUGCAAUUUAAUUUAUCAGCUAUGAAACAAAACUGCAGAAAUACUUUGAAAACAGCUACUGCAGCAUUAAUUUGACUAUAAAUGUGAUCAUACUUUACUAUUUUUAUUCACAAAUGCGAAUGAAGUGCACACUGUGGAGCCCUGACCACCUGCCAAUGUUGCUGGUGAAAUAGACAUUUUACCCACCAAUGCCAAAUUCGACCUGCAUUUUGCAGUGUCGUGUGUUAAUUUUAGGCCCUGACUAGGAGGUGGGGUGCCAUUUCAGAUGCAGCCCCUGUUUAGUUGCUUGUCACUGAAAAUAUGUCACUUUAAAGAGAUGGUACUAGAUACUUCCUGGUCUUCAGUCUGACAUAGUAUCAAGUACUCAAGUGGACACUAGACAGUGAUGCCUUCAAGAAUAUUAACUCCCAGUCUUGUUUGCAGGACUCCAUUGUGCCCAUGACCGACAUGUAUGAGGCCAUUUCCCAGGUGUCUGAGCUGGAGGAGAGAGUGCAUGAGGAGUUGACGGUAUACCUAGCUUUUUUUUUCUCACCUCAUGUUAAAGGGAAAUUCCCAAAAAUGUCAACUUCAUAUUCACAAUCUCCAGCACCACCCCAACAUCAACGUAUGUGAAAAUUGUGCUUUUCUAUUUUUUGUAGUAAAAAAAGAGAGAGUAAGAUAAGUGUUUGCAAUGACAUCAUUGGUGUGCAUCGUGUGAUUAAAAAAAAACAAUUAUGAGUAGGUAUUGCCUACUAAUUGGUUGAUGUCAUUGGAAACACUUAUCUUUUUUAACAAAAAACAUAGAAACGUGUCAUUUUCACAUGGUGGAGAUGAAUAUAAAGUUCUGACAUUCUGAAAUUAUAACAGCACCAAUUUUUGGCUUGAAUUGAAAUGUAAUAAAAUAUUUGACACUUCAAAUGACUGUAUUGAAUGGGUAAGUUUCAUAUGUCUUUGUUUUCUUAUGUGUUGUACAGAGGGCCAGUGAUUUUCUCAAGCCAAUGGAGAUGCCAUCAUAUGACAUUGAGGCUGGGGUGACAGAUAUUGUGGACUACGCAAGAAAAUUACUGGGUAUGUGAAUGUGUUGAGGAACCAGUUACUUUUCUAAUUCCAUUAGCCUAACCUGAGUUACUUUUCUAAUUCCAUUAGCCUAACCUGAGAUCUAAAGCCAAUGUUGGUCCCAGGUGUGCCCUCUAGAUUUUCUAACUUUGUGGCCUUGGCUUACUCUUGUUGACAGACACAGUCCUGGCAUUGCAAUCUGCCAUCGAUGGCGAGCGACUGGCAAGGCUGUCGCCCAAAUCAGGUUAUUGCUGAGAGGGACAGCCACUCAACUUGUUCACUUGGAAAUAUGGUGCUAUUAAAAGUACCAUUGAGUUGUGAAUGUUUUAUCAUGCAUUAACUAUUGUGCAAGGGUUCAAUUGGGCAUAAAUUCAAUUCCGCUAACUUUAAUGAAUGGCAAAAUAAAUAAAACAUUACCUCUAACAUGUAAAGCCUCUCACUACAUACCAUAGAUGUCCAUGAAAGAAUGUUAACAAUUCAUGUUUUCAAUGUAUUUGUAUACAAAAUGAAAAUUUGUCCAGCUUUGAAAUUAUUUGAGUGUAAGUUUUUUUAUUAAACGUAUUCCUAUUGAUAUGUCAUCCUUAACGUAAUGUUAUUUUGUUGCAUUUAUCAACCAACCAACCAUUUGCCUG